AUGCUUCAUGAGAUCCUCCUCUCACUCUCCGGCCAGCCGUCACCCCUCUUCACUUCAUCUGCAGGGAAAGAUGCGCUCUCUCAGAACGAUCUUGCCCUUCUCUCUCCUCCGGAGAAAGCUCUCCUCCAAUCCGUCGCCCACCUGAGUCGGCUCCAUGCCCAGCUCCGAGCGGCUACGUCCCGCAUAUCGUCUGCACAUCGUUCCAUAAUUUGUCGAUCGGUCUCUACGGCCAUUGCCACCGCUCAUCUGGGCCAGUUCCAAAAGAAGAUCCUCGAGGUAGAGAAGGCAAUACUCACUGAGGACAGUGGUUAUGUUGGUGGCUAUGGAAUCGUCCCACUCUCCACCAUUGUCGGGGAAUUUGCCCCAUGGACCCGGCGCAUGGAAUGGUUAUGGACUGUUGUGAAAUUCAUACAACCUGAAAGCCAGCCUCAGGAGCAUCGGUCUGGCAGUACGGGUUCCGCCUUGAUCGACUACCUACGCACCGAAUCUCAAACCGGGUAUUUGGACAUCAAGGAAAUCGCGGUACAUUUAGUGACGGUUGCCGAAGCAGCAUGGAUGAAGCAGCUCUCGAUGUGGCUACUAUAUGGAAACUUGCCCAUGUACGGCAAGGGCGAUUUCUUUAUUCAAGAGAGCCUGAACAGCGAAGACGAUGAUACUCAGUUCAGCAUGCACAUGGAUCUGCUCCCCAACUAUGUCUCUGCGGCAACUGCAGCUUCCAUAUUAUUCAUUGGGAAGUCCCUGAACCACGUUCGCACGAAGAGGAAAGCCUCUGAAGGCACCUCUACAUCCCCGGUGACAUUGUACCAAGAGCAUAUCGAGCAAUUGGUAGGGUUGAAAUCACCUAUAUCAGCUUCUAAGCUUUCCACGGCUGUGGACUGGGUCCGACUUUCCUUGUCUCAGUCUACUUUGUCUAAACUACUCCCUUUACCCAAGAUCCUCGAGAUGCUAACAUUACUGCACGAUUUUCUCUUAUUGGGACGGGGAGAAUUCGCAGUGGCUUUAGUCUCGCAUGCGGACUCACGCAUCGAAGAAAGCCGCCGGCGCGGCGCCCUCGCUCGCGCGCAGAGUGGAGGUUGGGAGGGUCUGCUCAUCAAGGAAGGAGACGUGAUGACAGCCCUGGCACAGGCAUGGGCGGAGCUGUUCUCACUUCAAAAAGAAGAGGACCCAGCCGACGAGGAGCUGGAACUUGCUCGUGAGCUGCUCCGGCUAUCAAUAGGCGACCGCAAGACUGGUCGUGCCACAACGCCAUCACACGACUCGACGGCGAUCCCAGAGAUCUCUCGGGUCGCCUUUGACGACAUUCUAUUUCCUACCCCAACCUCGAUGAUCGCACAGGUCCGUGCCCCCCUGGAUCUGUUCUUAUCCAGCUCCGAUAUUGCCAUCUACUCGAAGAUCCAUUCCUAUCUCCUCGGCAUCCGACGUGCCCAGAUCCGUCUCGGGGACCUCUGGAAACACACCUCUCUGCGGAGGAAUCACCCCUCCCCAUGGGGCCCGCCCCGAAGCAAUAGCGACUUUGGCCGAAACCGACUACAGGCCAGUCGCGCGCGAGAAAACGUACGUAUUCGACAGAUGCGACAGAUCUGGGCCACCGCCAGCGCGUGUCUGUUCGUGCUCUCUGAGAUCGGGAGCUUCUUUCAAGGUGAAGUCAUCCACGAGUCCUGGCAGCACCUUCGCGACUGGAUCCAGGGUCCCUCGCCAUCUCCCGCCUCCGCACCAGGCUCUCGACCCGGCACAGCUUCGUCCAGACCCCCUCGGUAUCCCGCCGAUGUACUCGCCUCCGCGAGCCGACCCUCCAGCCGGCCCUCCAGCCGGCCUUCCUCGCAACCAGGCCCGCCCUCGAUGGGUCGACACGACCCGGAAGCUCUAACGGUCGCGCACCGGCGUCACCUGACCUCCCUCGUUCAUUCUCUCUUCCUCAUGGACGAGCCCUUCACCAGCACGCUGCGCACCCUCCUCACCAGCGUAGACCGGUUCGUCGCGCUAGUCGUUCGCCUCGAGACCAUCCAGCGACAUAUGGACCUGGAAGCGGACGAGGGCGUGGAAGACGCGCUGGUUGACUACGCACAAGAGGAGCGCGAAGUGUGGCAGGACCUGCGGGAGACGCGCGAUGACGUGGAAACCGGCAUCAAAGAGCUGGUCGCGCGCUUGCGGGACAUCGACAACAGCCGCUCUGGUGCAGGCCUGGGCCUGGGCCUAGGCAUGGCCCUGCCCGGCCCGAUUGGCUCGGGCUCCCAGCCCAUCGUCCCCGGCAGCACGGGCCCAGGCUUUAGCCACUAUAUCCCGCGCCAACCGGCGGGCGUGGACCGGCUUCUGAUGAAGCUGGACUUUGGCAGCCUACGCAGCGUUGGAGGCGCCACCAUCGCGGCGGGCUUGGCGGAGAUGACCUAA
Penicillium macrosclerotiorum is the source of this 2388-nucleotide messenger RNA. RefSeq lists its product as uncharacterized. Gene Ontology annotation, biological process: spindle assembly; mitotic cell cycle; cytoplasmic microtubule organization. The record is from RefSeq and is a predicted model, not a curated record. Gene Ontology annotation, cellular component: spindle pole; equatorial microtubule organizing center; centrosome. The transcript has a single exon. Gene Ontology annotation, molecular function: gamma-tubulin binding; microtubule minus-end binding. Bases 1 to 2388 code for a protein of 795 amino acids. Lineage: Eukaryota; Fungi; Ascomycota; Eurotiomycetes; Eurotiales; Aspergillaceae.